This is a messenger RNA of Penicillium arizonense, 4488 nucleotides long. RefSeq names its product kinetochore-microtubule binding complex subunit SPC105. The transcript is spliced from 5 exons. Gene Ontology annotation, biological process: protein localization to kinetochore; mitotic sister chromatid biorientation; mitotic spindle assembly checkpoint signaling. Lineage: Eukaryota; Fungi; Ascomycota; Eurotiomycetes; Eurotiales; Aspergillaceae. The coding region runs from base 1 to 4488 and encodes 1495 amino acids. The record is from RefSeq and is a predicted model, not a curated record.
AUGUCCACUCGAGCCGACUCCGCGGCCUCGCGAACGCGACCGCGAUCUCGCCAGUCCAUCGCUCAUGUUCCGCGGUCCAAGAUGACGUCUGCUCUAGACAAAGAGAAUGCGACAGCCGAGUUUGGCGCAGCGCAGCCUUUUGCAAGCAGCACACGACCUGCACCGAAGGAUAAGAAGUCCCGAAGCAAGAGUCUAGGGCCCGGUGGACUUGAUGCCCUGAAGAAUUCCAACGGCAAUCGUCGACAGUCCACGGCUUCCUUCCCGCUCAAAUCCAUUCUCAAACCUACAGUACCCGUCUCCCCAGUGCGGAAUAUCCCAUCAUUCGAGGAAACACGCCGGCGCACCCCAGCCCGUAAUCAGCAACAAAGUCAGGAUGGUGCAAUGGACGGCGACAGCCAAGGAAAAGAAGGACUAUUGAUCGACUUUGAAACAACACCAGGCGCUCCGGCAACGGACAAUGACGACACAGCAAACCCGUUUGAUACCUUCAACGCGACCUCUGCUAUCCGUGAGGAGAUGGCUGCCACCAAGGAACGCGAUGAGAAAGAGCGCAAAGAUCGUGAACGACAGAAUAUCCUAGAGAAGCGGGAAGCGCGGCGUAAAUCUAUGGCAAAUCGGCGAGUAUCGUUUGCCCCUGAAGCGACCUUGCACACAUGGAAUGUCGUAGAAAUCCCCGACGACUCAACCUCAUCCUCUGCCGCAAACUCCACAAGACGUGCCUCUGCUGCCACCAAUACCCCGAACCAACCUGCACCCUCCCCUUCCCGAGACUCUCCAUCUUCGCCAGAGUCCGAAUUUGGCUUCUCCCCUCUCCGCACAGAGGACCUAGACCAAAUUAGAAACGGCAAAUCUUCUAAUACAGGCCAUCAAGAUCUCUCUUCUAGUCCCUUCAGUGGAAGCUCAGUCGGGAGCGAAGAUACUGGGACACAAAGUAUGGCCGGCGAAGAAGAAGACGAUGGCGAGUCGUCAGGAUCAGACGAUGGAUUUGAUGGUGAGAGCACUGCCAUGAGCAUGGAUGAUAUGACAGCUCGCUCGGGUAUGACCGCCCAGUCAGACAUGACUGCCAGCUCCAGCUCUAGUGCCAGACUCAACGAAGCAUUGCGCCAAGCGGCAAAGGAAGCAGGGACCGAGGCAGUCGACGAGGAGGGAGAAAUGUCCAUGGAAAUUGUUGAUCAAGAAAUCACGGGUGCUUUCCAACCCUGGAUUAAGAAGGGCCAGAGACAAAGCUUCGACUGGGAAGAUAUUAGCGCACGGCAUGAUCAAGAAAACAUGGAUCCAUCCAAGGGCGCCGCUAGUAGAACCUCACCAGAAUCAGAUGAUCAUCUCGAGGAUCAUCUCGAUGAAGAUGAAGAAAUGAGUAUGGACGUGACGAACGCAUUGGGACGCAUCCUUGGCAAGCCCCCAGGGCGUCGCCAGAGCACUCGUCGCAAGUCUUCUGCAGAGGAGUCCCCCUAUGAGGAUCAAACCAUGGAAAUGACCAAUGUCGUCGGGGGUAUUAUGCCGGAGGAUUCGCCGUCGAGGGUCUCUGAGGUCGACGACGACGAAGGAAUGACCAUGGAAUUCACUUCGGGGGUUGGAAAAAUCCUGGGGAACGACCCUUCUUUGACCCCCAAGUCUGAUCGCAUGAACGAUAAUCAAGACAAUGAAUCGGAAGAUGGCAUGGACAUGGAAAUGACUGGCGCCAUUGGUGGUAUCCUACAGUCAGGACAGCAAGCCAAUGACAAGGUGCACGCAAAGCUGAUGAUGGAGCUUGAGACCGACUCGGGACAGCUGAAUAGUUCCCCUUUCCAGGAAAGUGUUCGCCAAUCUCCCGCCAAGUCUCCAGCCAAAUCACCUCUCCGCUAUCAAGUUGCGGCUGUUGCAUCUGAAAGCGGAAGCCCCAGUCUGGCAAGCGUUAGGGCUAGACCUUCACGGCGCAGUUCUGCUGCAUCCAGUACACCACGGUCUGCCAGUCGUCACACAUCCCCCGCCAAGAAACCCUCAACUCCUCCUAAACAGUUCACUCCUCGAACGAAACCUACCACCCCAAGCAAGACCCCUCCAUCCGGCAAUGUGACAUUCAGAAGUGCCUCGCCGAAGAAGCUUUUCCAGCCUGAGAUUCAGCAAUCUGCAGAUAAGCGCAAGUCUCUACGCCAAAGCCUCUUUGAGCAUAAUGCGGCGACAGGAGAGGCAACCCCACUCUUCAAAUUGCAGCCUCGCGAGGCUCGCCGUUCCUCCGGACUAGGAAUUGACAAAGAAGGUCUUGGAUCGCCGCGCGUCGCCGCCAUACUUGACAAGCGCCAGUCCCUGGGAGACAGUACACCUCAAUUCAUUCCACAGGAGCAGCCCCGGUCUGGAGUGCGCUUCGAGGAUCCACUGCGUAUGCAAGCAGAGGAAGAACGUGAUCGCGAAGAAGAGGAGCUUAGAGAAGAUGGUCACCUCCCGGUGCCUCAUUCCGAGGAGCGAGAUGUGACGUCAAGCUUGAAGGACAUGAUCCAGAGUCUAAGUCCAAAGAAGACGAAGAUUGGCAGCCGUAAGAGUCUCCACGUGGGGGCUGCCCGCGGAGUUCUAGGCAAACGCCCAGUCGAGCUCGACUUGGAUGAAGAUGAAUAUGAGAACUCGCCCAAGCGACUGCGCGGGCACAAUGUCAGUCCAGUCAAAGGCGUCAAGUUGCCAGUGCCGACAGUUAGGGAGGGCAGUGUCCAGCGAUCAAUCAUUUCUCCUGCUCGUAGAGCCGUUAGCUCAUCCCCUUUGAAGGGUAGCACUACGCCUUCUCAUGAACCACGCAGUGCCUCCAAGACAUCAACUACUCCUCUCAAGCAGGGGAUUGAUAAUCUUCAUAUUGAUUCUGACGCUCAGCAGCCAGAAGAAGAGGAUGCUCCCGUUGAGGAGGAGCCUGAAAUGGAGCCUAUUCAGCUGCAAGACUUCUUGAACAUGACCAACAUCCAUUUCAUGGAGCUUACUACGACAAAGAGACGGCACACGACUGCACCUAGCAGUGCUACGAAGAAGCUGACCCGGGCAACUGGAGAGAAUAUGCCCAAACCACGCUCAAUAACAUUCGAUGAUUGUGUGGCAGCUGGGUUCUGUACAGUGCCCAUGCUUGAACUGUACCAGCACUCAUGCCGAGAGUUGAAAUCUUACAUCUCCGAAGGUCGACAAGUGAUUCGCUCCAUUGAGGCAGAGACAUAUGCGGAAAACCCAGCUCUCUUCCGGGAGUAUGUCACCGCCCCGCCUGACAUCCGUGUGAUUAUGGACAAUCAAUUCCGAAAUGUCAAGACCCAUGCUCGUCUACUAAGCAAGGCUACGUGGUACGAAUGGCGAAUGAAGCUGCUGGAGGGUCUGAAAGAGGGCCUCAACCGACACGUUGAGGAAAUGAAAGCAGACGAUGACCUGCUAACCCAACGAGAAGAGCUGCUCAGCAGUAAUGUGCCCCCUUUGGUUGAGAAGCAUGCUGCCCUCGAGGAGGAAGCGACCAACUUGCAAGAAUUGGUAGACGAAAUGGAGAAUUGUGAUCAAGACGAGCUCCGCAGCACGCGCGGCAAGCUGUCCGAGGUGGACAUUGAAAUUGCAGCUAAGAAGCGCCAACUUGAGGAGCUGCAAGCUGAGGUCCAGGAGAAGACCGCUAUUAUUCAGGCUGGAUCUGAAAUGCGAGAAGAGUUCCUGGCUCAGAUCCAGGAGGCAGAGCGCGUUAAAGAGGCGUGCCGAGGCUGGAGUGCUCGGGAGAUCAAUGAACUAAAGGCUUCCGUACAACGGAUUGAGCGCCAAACCGGCUGGUCAAUCGUCUCUGCCACCACUCCAUCGCAUGAUCAGUCAGGGCCAGUGUUGAAAAUGGCCUACCGCGACCACCUCCAACUCGAGUUCUCUCCUGGAGCAUUCAUCUCCAAGACCGAUACCCAAGACGAGAAGAAGAACCUCCCAUUGGAACUGACCCUUCAAAAGACCGCCAAAAUCUCUCCUAUUGCGUCCUUGGUCCUCCAGUCCCUUCAACGCCAUUUAUCCACAAUCCAACAAUCAUCCAUUACCCCCAAGCAACUCUUACACUUCAUCUCACGCGCAUGGGACCGUACAGUCGGCCUAGAGAAUGAAGCACGCAUGCUCGAAUUCUGCGGCGUCACCCGCCUCACCCUCUCCAAGCCCGAGGAAGGCUUGCUCUCCUUGCGCGCACGCUGCACACUCCUAGGCAAUGCAACCGCCUCCAUGUCCGGCCGCAAAGGAGCCACCCCGAAAAACAACAGCACCAAGAGAAUUGAUGUCGACUUCACCGUCCGCACCCGUAUUGAUCAAAAUGUUGCGGCAGACUCUGGUAUUGGAUCCAUGGACUUUGACAUCGACGUCCUGGCGACUAAGGUCUAUGGUUUCGGGACGGGUAAUAAGUCAGGUCUUCCUGAUAAGGAGCUACAAAGUAUUCUCGGUAAGGAGCUUGGCCAGCAGCAGGAUAGUGAUGUCCAGCUCGGGAAUGGCGUGUGGUGCAAAGCUGUCCGUAGCCUGACGGGAUCUGUUUUCUGA